Lachancea sp. 'fantastica' is the source of this 1389-nucleotide messenger RNA. NCBI's taxonomy places the organism in Eukaryota, Fungi, Ascomycota, Saccharomycetes, Saccharomycetales, Saccharomycetaceae. The record is from the annotation of a GenBank genome assembly.
AUGGAAAAAGCUGUUAGUUUGGACCAUCGAUACCCUGCUACUCACCGUGAUGCGUUCUGUAUUCCUAGCUAUGGGUCGAUGGGUUUGAAAAGCGAUGGGGCAAAUCAAUCUGAUUAUUCUCCAGUCACUUAUCUAUGUGGUAAUUCUCUAGGAUGCAUGCCAAAAUCUACAAGAAAUGCCAUCAAUAAAGAGCUGGAUGCAUGGGCCGAUCGUGCGGUGGAAUCGCAUUUCCGGCAUUCUGGAGAACAGCAGGGAUUCACUUCUUGGAUGGAUAUCGACUUGCCGUUGUCCAAUCUGCUUCCGUCGUUGGUAGGUGCUUUGGAAUCCGAAGUAGCGGUUAUGGGAUCUUUAACGGCAAAUCUUAAUGCUCUCAUGGUUUCUUUUUAUCGUCCCACGUCUAAAAAAUACAAAAUUCUGUGCGAGAAAGGUGCUUUCCCAUCAGACUUUUACGCCUUCUACAACCAAUGUGCACUCCACAAGGUUGAUCCAGACGAAGCUCUCAUAAGGCUGGAGGCUCGUGAGGGCGAAUCGUAUUUACGUACAGACGACAUCAUCAGAGCGAUAAGCGAUCAUCAUGAAGAACUCGCUCUAGUUUGCUUGCCAGGCGUCCAAUACUACACAGGCCAAUGGUUCGACAUGGAGAAGAUAACCAGAUUUGCUCACCAAUUUAAAGAUGUUGUGGUUGGGUGGGACCUGGCACACGCAGUUGGCAACGUUCCACUGGCGUUACACGACUGGGGUGUAGAUUUCGCAUGUUGGUGCUCUUACAAGUAUUUGAAUUCCGGUCCUGGUGCCAUAGCAGGUAUUUUCGUGCACGAGAAACACAGCCAAGUGGGAUCAUUAGGUAACGGUCGCUAUUUGCCACGUAUGGCCGGCUGGUGGGGCAACAACAGAGAGCGAAGAUUUCAGAUGAAGGAAGUCUUUGAGCCGAUAUCUGGAGCUCUAGGGUUUCGUCAAUCCAACCCUAGCGUUAUCGACGUCGUAGCGUUGAAGUCGUCACUUGAAAUUAUUCAAGAUUUCGGUGGUAUCAAUGCUCUGAGAGAAAGAUCGCUAUUGCUGACGAACUACCUUGUCGAACUUUUAACAGCAUCGCCAAACUACUACAAAAAUUUGCCAAAGAAGGUCUCUUCGGCAGGAUUUACCAUCCUCACCCCAUUGGCAGAGCAAGAACGUGGUGCUCAGCUGUCUUUAUUGUUCUUCCCACAUCAUGACGAUCGAAAGCUGGACACAAUGGAAAGAGUGUUCGACUACUUGAACGAGCGAGGUGUGAUUGUUGAUGAACGCCGUCCUGAUGUGAUUAGAAUCGCUCCUGUCCCGCUUUACAACACUUUCCAGGACGUCUUCAGAGUAGUUACGUUACUAGACGAAGCUAUCAAAUCUAUUGCAUAA